This is a messenger RNA of Erythranthe guttata (spotted monkey flower), 1020 nucleotides long. The record is from RefSeq and is a predicted model, not a curated record. NCBI's taxonomy places the organism in Eukaryota, Viridiplantae, Streptophyta, Magnoliopsida, Lamiales, Phrymaceae.
AUGGGAAAAGGAAAGGGUCCCCUGAUUCGUCCUCCUGCAAAUCCGGUGGAGGAGAAUACUGCGGAACGGGAGGGCAGAACGCACAACCGUAAUGUUACCAGUUCUAAACGUCGUGGGGAACGGACUGGUGCUUUUGUACAACCGCGUAUGACAAUUGAGGAGGAGGAGGAGUCAGAGGCAGAGCCCGAGCAGGAGAUGGAUACAUAUAUGGAUCCCCACGAGGACGAGUACGAUCCAGGACUACGUUUUCAGCAGAAGUAUCAGUUCCCGGUGCCUGAUUUGCCAUCCGAUGAUGAUGACGAGGACGGUUUGACUCCGCCUCCGCCUCCGGCUUAUACAAUGGCUGGUACUUCCGGUGGUUCUACUCCUGCCCCAAACCCGAGGUCCCGGCCCGGUCCGAAAAAAACUCUUCCUACUCGACCGUGGAAGUUGAUUGGUGAGACACCCGGUGGACCAAAAUACCCUCAUUUGAUUCCGAGUUUUGGAGCCCAUAUUGCCUACGACAUCUGGGAGGGAAAGGGCCGACAUAUGCUGAAGUUGCGGUCUCAUGCGAAGUCUACUUGGUCGGGCCCCGACGACUAUUAUAGUGUUUCACUACUGGAGAGUACUGGGUUGUAUCACUUGCGUUAUUGUUCGCUCCCUCAGCACAAUAACCCGUUGAUAGAGGCUUUUAUCGAGAGGUGGCAGCCAGACACCAACAGCUUUCACAUGCCGUUUGGAGAGAUGACAAUUACUCUCCACGAUGUGCACUAUAUCAUGCAUUUGCGAGUUAGUGGAAAGCGCCCUAACGUUUGGAUUGAUAAGGUAGAUGCGAUUUAUGCGGGUGCGAGAGCGUUCGGUGUCGAGCCCCCAGUUAUGGAGAAGUGGUAUGGAGGCGGAUCCCGGUUAGAUGAUUUGGAUAGGAUGUAUAGCGACGAUUCUUCAUUUGCUUCCGAGUUUCGGGUACGAGCAUAUAUUGCGUACUUGCUUGGAAAGCUAUUGUUUGUCGAUAAGAGUGGAUCGAAGGUGAAAGCACAAUAA